Angiostrongylus costaricensis is the source of this 303-nucleotide messenger RNA. NCBI's taxonomy places the organism in Eukaryota, Metazoa, Nematoda, Chromadorea, Rhabditida, Metastrongylidae. The record is from the annotation of a GenBank genome assembly.
AUGCCUCCGACGACCUAUGUUCCUCUUCGAAUUUUGACGUAUUCGCCUAAGAAAGGUGACAUUCGUGCUUUUCUUGAUGGGAUACCAGUCGCUAACAACGGGCGACAAAGUGGAGAGUGUAGUUACAAUCUUAUCUAUAGGACCAUUCAUGGCGGAUGUGGUGAAAGAUGUGAACUAGUCGCUCGAGGCUCUUUUCGUUCAUAUAGUGGUGCCUGUUAUGCUAGUCUUAAAGCCACAAUUCUUCCGCUCACAUGUUCUGUACUGACUACGUUUCAGUUUGCGUUCUCUUCUCUACACUAUUAA